Molecule: messenger RNA, 2082 nt
Organism: Exophiala viscosa
Lineage: Eukaryota; Fungi; Ascomycota; Eurotiomycetes; Chaetothyriales; Herpotrichiellaceae
Exons: 2
Coding region: 1-2082 (693 amino acids)
Biological process (GO): regulation of DNA-templated transcription; DNA-templated transcription
Molecular function (GO): DNA binding; zinc ion binding; DNA-binding transcription factor activity, RNA polymerase II-specific
Source: RefSeq, a predicted model, not a curated record
AUGGAGUUCAGGGUAGGAAGACACAACUCCAAUCUAGAAGAUAUAUCUCGCACCGAAAGAGCCUGUCGAGCCUGUCACUCGCGCAAAAUCCGAUGCGACCUUAGCGCGACCAGGCGGCGAUGUACGAAUUGUGCACGAGAGCCCGAGCAACAAUGUCGACCGUGGAAGAGGAGAAAGAAGGCUGUCGGUGCGACUGGCGAUAGUGAGGGUGUAGUCAGCGACAAGGAGAUUACCGAGUCGUCUGUCCGCACGGGUCUUAGGGCCAGCAAGAAGCAAGCUACCGCUUCGUCCGUUACUGUUGGUGAUGGGGCGACAACAACUUCGUUGAGCAACGAUGUUCGGCGGACCAGAAAUCGGGACGUACCAAGGGUGCUACGACACGCCGACCGUCAGCCCAGCGAGCGUCAGGAUGGGGAACAGACAUGGUCGUCCGGUCCACUCGCGAAUCCGCAGCCUUUUGUCGUCGCUCCCGAACGUGUAUUGUCCGGCUCAGACCCUCCUAUCACCAGUGCCAGCGCGCCUACGUCUACGCCCAUGUCUCUAGAUAGGCCAUACGAACCCGGCUAUAUGCAGCGAUCGCGGUACAUCGCACCGGACUCAGAGGUGUACCGCUCUCAGGACGGUGCAGUGGACACCAACAUGCACACCGUUAGCAACAUCGAACAUCACUAUUCCUCCCUCUCGCCUGACAUCCGCACCAAGAUUUGUAAUAUUCAAGAGACCUUCGCCCUACCCGAUCACCCUACACGCGAGGCCCUUUUCGAAAACUUCUGGACAUACUGCUAUCCAUGGGAUCCCGUGCUUGAACGCUCUCAUCUCGUUGCAAUCACUAUGGCCGAAAGUUCGCCUUUGCUCGUCAACGCGAUCUUGCUUGCUGGACGUCGGAUGUCUUCAUCUUCGUCCGAGUCUUUGGAGUUGUCAAAGGACUUUUACAACCGUGCUAAUACACUUUUCUAUCUCGACUUCGAGCGCGAUCCGCUGAAUCUUUUGACAGCGGUGUCGCUGCUGCAUUGGCUCAAUCCUCAUGGGCCGGAGACGGUGUCGAGUAAUACUUCGACUCACUGGGUUAGGGUGGCGGUCAGUCUGGCGCAGCAGACGGGGUUGCAUCGUAGGAGAGCAUUGCCUGAUAAGAGACUGAGGCGGCGAAUAUGGUGGACGCUUGUGGCUCGCGAUUGUCUGAUCAGUGCGGCUCACGGUCGGCCAGCAGCCAUCAACUUGGAGGAUUGCGACGUUCCUCGGCCGACGGUUGAAGACUUUCCCGUUACACCUGCCACGGGCGUGGUGUUUAUCGCCUACGUCGAUCUAGCGGUGAUUGUCGGGCGAUUCGUCAAAGCUGCGUUGAAUACAGAUUCGUCGCUCCACUCUCAUGCAACUGGUACUCAGGAGUCGUUAUCACAGUGGAUUACAGCGCUGCCUCGGUCGCUGAGGUUAACACAAGAUGGCGACGCUCAGAUUUUGAAACCGUAUAGUUUUGAGGCUCGACAACUUCACGUCUUGUACUAUGUCGCUGUCGUCCUGCUGUAUCGGGAAAGGACACUAGGUCGGCCGUCUUCUUUUGCCGCGGUGAUUGCAUCCUCAACGAUCGCUGGCAUUUUCUCCGACCUUAUCUCUCGGGACGAGGUACGGUUUUUGAACCCCGUUUUUACUUUUUAUGCGCUUGUUGCGGCGAUUGCGCUGCUUUCUUGUCACAGGUACACUCGACUAUGGACUGUUGCGCAGGAGGAUCUGCGGGUUCUUGCUCAAGUUCAGGAAGAGAUGAGAUGGAAGUGGCCUUCGGCUGGGGGGAGUAUCAAUACUUUCCAGAGGAUGUAUCAACUCACCGUGUCAACGCGGAGACAGAUGGACUUUGUGCCGGAGGGUAGCUGUACGCUUACGGCUGAGCAAGCGGGACUUCUUGGGGAUGUUGAUUCCUCGCUAUGUCGGAUGUGGGAUGUGCUCAUGCAUCAGACUGCUCCAGAUUCGGCGUCCACGGCGAUGCCUAUGGAUGACUUUGAUAUCAUGUUUCAGCAAGAAGCGGCGCAAUCAAACGGUGGGAUUGGCGAGUGGUUGUUCUGGGGAGACGUUGCGUUUGGUGCAGGUUGA